Molecule: messenger RNA, 634 nt
Organism: Melopsittacus undulatus (budgerigar)
Lineage: Eukaryota; Metazoa; Chordata; Aves; Psittaciformes; Psittaculidae
Product: store-operated calcium entry regulator STIMATE-like
Exons: 6
Coding region: 86-634 (182 amino acids)
Cellular component (GO): membrane
Source: RefSeq, a predicted model, not a curated record
AGCCUGCUCCCUUUUUUGCUAAACAGGCUUUGAGCUAAGAAAUUCCUGCUACCUUAUUAAUUUCAUCCUUGAUGCCACACUGGGGAUGCUGCUGAUCUGGCUUGGUGUGAAGGUUGUCUCCUGGAUCGUUCAGCAUAAGAAGUACACGUACCUGGUCUUUGGAGAAUAUGGUGACCCUCCACAAGCUGCUGCCUGGAUUGGCCAGUGUGCCCUCUACUUGCUGAUUAUGGUGUUUGAGAAGGCUGUGAUUAGCCUUGUCCUGCUUAUCCCUGGUUGGACAAAGCUUCAGCAGGUCCUCCUGGGUUACAUCCCAAACCCUCAGCUGGAGCUCAUCCUGGUCAUGCUCAUUGUGCCUUUUAUAGUCAAUGCCAUUAUGUUCUGGGUUGUGGACAGCUUGAUCAUGAAGAAAUAUAAGCAGAAGGACACCAUAGAUAUCAAUGGAUCCAUAGAAACUCCUCAUGCUAGGAGGACUGAGGAAUCUCAGGUAAGACCAAAGUGUUUGAGACCCAACUGCAAGCCUGUUUUACUCUCUCUAGACAUGGAUUUUGAUCAGUCUGAAAGUGACCAGGAUGUUUCAGUACUGCAGGGAACGAACCAGAAGAUGAAGCAGCCCAGCUAUCAAGUGGUCAUCUGA